Molecule: messenger RNA, 276 nt
Organism: Encephalitozoon cuniculi GB-M1
Lineage: Eukaryota; Fungi; Microsporidia; Unikaryonidae
Exons: 1
Coding region: 1-276 (91 amino acids)
Source: RefSeq, marked provisional
AUGGCAAAGAAGGAGAUUGUCAAACACGAUUUUGAUGUCGAGUACCCGCUUUGGGGCGACAUAGAUAAAAGCAAAGUUCAGUUCAAGAAGCUAGACAACGGAUACUCGGUCUGCUAUGGAGACGAGGAAAGGUAUGAGAGUGAAAACGGGCGGGGAUAUAGAUCGCGGUCCAUGUCCUUUUCGCAGACCUAUGGAGGGAGGAAGCUGAAGGAUGCAGACAUGCAGAUUGAAGGAGACAAGAUAAAGGUGAAAGGAUGGUUCGACGAUGAGAAAUAA